Messenger RNA from Onychostruthus taczanowskii (white-rumped snowfinch), 6308 nucleotides. RefSeq names its product zinc finger and BTB domain containing 34 (gene ZBTB34). Gene Ontology annotation, biological process: regulation of transcription by RNA polymerase II. Gene Ontology annotation, molecular function: protein binding; RNA polymerase II cis-regulatory region sequence-specific DNA binding; DNA-binding transcription factor activity, RNA polymerase II-specific. The record is from RefSeq and is a predicted model, not a curated record. The coding region runs from base 179 to 1741 and encodes 520 amino acids. NCBI's taxonomy places the organism in Eukaryota, Metazoa, Chordata, Aves, Passeriformes, Passeridae. The transcript is spliced from 3 exons.
AAUCAGUUCCGGGUGCGAGUGGCUGUGGGAGCGGGCGGGAAGCGGCGCUGGGAGCGGCCCGGGCCGGCCGGGAUCCGCCAUGUGAGAGCCCCGGACAGCCCCAGCAUGUAACAUAAUAGAAAAAAAAAUCCACUAGUAUAUUGUGAUACACUGGAUAUGCUUCCUGCAUCUGAAGUCAAUGGAUGAUGUUGAGAUCUGUUUGUUCAAUUGGAAAAGCAGAUUACUCUUUACAUCUGUAGAAAUGGACAGCAGCAGUUUCAUUCAGUUUGAUGUGCCGGAGUACAGCAACACUGUUCUGAGCCAGUUAAACGAGCUCCGCUUGCAGGGGAAGCUCUGUGACAUAAUCGUGCACAUCCAGGGCCAGCCGUUCCGCGCCCAUAAAGCUGUCUUAGCCGCCAGUUCUCCCUAUUUCCGCGACCAUUCAGCAUUGAGCACCAUGAGUGGCCUAUCUAUAUCGGUUAUUAAAAACCCCAAUGUUUUUGAACAGUUGCUUUCUUUUUGUUACACUGGAAGGAUGUCCUUGCAGCUGAAGGAUGUUGUCAGUUUUCUGACCGCAGCUAGCUUCCUACAGAUGCAGUGCGUCAUUGACAAGUGCACACAGAUACUGGAGAGUAUUCAUUCGAAGAUCAGUGUUGGUGAUGUUGAUUCUGUUACUGUUGGUGCCGAAGAAAAUUCAGAGAAUCGUAACGGCGUUAAAGACAGCAGCUACUUUGCCAACCCUAUUGAGAUAUCUCCUCCCUAUUGCUCUCAGGUGCGACAGUCAACAGCAGGCAGUGAUCUUCGGAUGGAAACUACUCCAGGCAAAACUCUUCGUAGUCGUCUGCAAGAAGAAGGGCAUUCAGACCGAGGGAGCAGUGGGAGUAUCUCUGAAUAUGAGAUUCAGAUUGAAGGUGAUCAUGAGCAAGGAGACCUGAUAGUAAGGGAAAGUCAGAUUGCAGAGGUGAAAGUUAAAAUGGAAAAGUCUGACAGACCAAGCUGCUCUGAUAGCUCUUCCCUUGGUGAUGAUGGAUAUCACACUGAAAUGGUGGAUGGAGAGCAGGUGGUGGCGGUAAACGUUGGUUCCUAUGGGUCUGUCUUACAACAUGUUUAUUCAUUUACUCAUGCCUCGUCACAGGCUACAGGUGUGUCAGAAACCUUUGGAAGCAUGAGCAAUACAAGUCCUUCAAGGUCAAUGCUGAGCUGUUUCAGAGGGGGUCGUGCACGCCAAAAACGAGUACCUGCAGGUCACUUGCAUAGUGAUGUCCAGGGCUUGGUGCAAGGGGCUGACAGUGAAUCCAUGGUGAGUAAUCCAGGAUAUGAAAACAGUCCACGGGAAAGAAAUGCAAGAGGUCAUUGGUAUCCGUACAAUGAGAGGCUAAUUUGUAUUUACUGUGGCAAGUCUUUCAACCAGAAAGGGAGCCUUGAUCGACACAUGCGAUUGCACAUGGGAAUAACUCCUUUUGUGUGCAAGUUUUGUGGAAAGAAAUAUACCCGUAAGGACCAACUUGAGUAUCAUAUUCGUGGUCACACAGAUGACAAACCCUUUCGCUGUGAGAUCUGUGGAAAAUGUUUUCCUUUCCAGGGUACACUAAACCAGCACUUGCGAAAAAACCACCCAGGGGUUACAGAAGUGAGAAACAGGGUUGAGUCUCCAGACAGAACAGAAGCGUUUGUGGAACAGAAAGUAGAUAAUGAUGCUUCAGCUUCUGAAGCCAUGGAUUCUAGUAUGGAAAUUCAUGCAAUGUCUAACACAUCUGAUUAAAAUCAUACAUCUAAGUGAAACACAGACAAGCACAUUACUAAUGUAUUUUUAAAGUAUUUUAUUAUUUUAGUAAUCUUCAGUACAAGUGUAACAGCCUUUUCAUUUUCCUCACCUUCUGGAAAUCAGUUAGAAAUGGUUUCUGGAGAAGACUUCAGAAGUAUUCUUUGGUUUUGAAGGAGGCUGAAUUGUUCGGGGUUUGUUUUUUUAUAUUUGAAGAUGCUCAGAGUAUAAAGACAGUGUACUGGGGAAAGUCUAGGAAGAGUCUGGUGAAGUGUCCCUGCUGAUUGAUCUGGUGAGAUGCAAAUGCCAGUGGAGAAAGAUAUUAGAAUAAGAUUGGCAGCUCUGGUGAAUGCUCAAAGAAGCUGUAAUUUCCUUUAUUUCUUAAAUCCUGUUGCUGGUAAUGAGUUACACAGCAGUUGGGAGAGAGAAUAUUGCAGCUGUGAUUCCUCUCCUGUCACAAUGUUCACUCUUACUGACUGGUUUUGGUAGUGAGACUGUUUAUAUAUAUAAAUUUGCUUUAUAUAUAUAAAAUGCUUUCACUUUACCUGUUCUGUGUCAAGGCUAAUACCAUAUGCCACUCUAUCAACCGUUAGGACUCCUCUCUGCUUAGAGUUUAGAACUUUGGACUUUGGGAGGAUGGUUUUGGUUUUAAAGAAAUGUUGUUUGGUUUUCAUUUUAUUAAACUAUUACUUUGUGUGCAAAAGUGAGCAAAGUGAAUUACCUUGUUUUAAUAGCUUUGCUUUAUAACAUAUGUAAACCAAAUGCCAUAAAUCUAUUAAACUAUGGUUAAAUUGUUGAAAGGUUUUGUUAGUUGUCUAGGAUGCAAGCUGGACAACCUGUGGUGCUGACCUUUUUAUAUAUAUAGAGAUAGAUAUAUCUAUAUAUAUAUAGAUAUACACACAUAUAUAUAUAUCUAUAUAUUAAAAAAAAUAUUAGCAAACCUAAAAGUAGCAUUGUGGUCUAAAAUGUGUUUUUACUGGCCUCAGAAUCUACCUUCAUUUUGUACUGUAGAACCAUACCAGGUAAUUAAACUUAACUUCAUCACUCUUCAUGGUUGGUUAAAACAUGAGAGAGAUGUAGUUUAAACCACAGUAUUUCCAAGCAGUAUUUUAAUAGGUCUCUUCACAGAGAGCUGUUUUCAGGUGCACGUUGGCUUCCUACUUAAAUCUCCGAGUGAUAUGCCAGCACUUGGAAUUUGUACUUUUUUUGUAUAGAAAAACAAAUACUUUAUGGGAAUUUUGAGCAAUAUGUUAUUUCAUGUGUGAGUAUUACAGAGUUGCUAUGGCUUCUCUGUUUUUUCAGUGGUUUUUUUCCUCUAUAAAGGAGCUACCGACUUUAAAAAUACUCUAAAUCUUUUUUGUUUCACCAAAUAUGUGUUUUUAAUAUGGUGCUAACUUCAUAAUUUAGGUCAGUAUGAUAUAUAACAUGUGAAACAUAAUGGUCAAGGAAAAAAAAUCCCCAAAAACAGACAAAGGCCCCCCUACACAAACCAACUCCCCCAAAAUCCCAACCAAACAGGGAAAAAAAAAAAAAAAAAAAAAAAAAAAAAAAAAAAAAAAAAAGGCCCAAUCCCAUACCACAAAAAAAAUGGCUUAAAAGACCUCAAAAGCAUGGGCUGGCAAACACUACUGUUUAACAUUCUACCUGAUGAACAGAAUUAAUUAUUAAACUAAUCACAUACUUCUUUAGAAUACAGGUUUUAUAUUUUUGGGUCUUAUGUUUGUUUAGCUGAUACUGAAAAUCCAUUUGUGAACGUGUUGUUUAACUCCCAAAAAUUAGAAAAUAAAAGCUCAUUUCGAAAUUAUUCAAAAGAAAAAGGUGGGUUUGAUAUCUUUUAAAACUUUUUGGCCUCUGUGAAGCUGGGGCAUAUUUGUGCAGUGGCUUUAUUAAAUACACGAGUUCUUAAUAUUAUGACACUCUGCAAUAAGAAUUAAUUUCUCAAAUAUGGAUUUACAGUAUAACCCCACCUGCUCCAUUGGAGCAGUUGCUGUUAAAUUAAGUACAUCAUCUGCCUCUUUGCCCUAAAACUGCCUAAAUGAAGAGGCGGGGGUGGGGAGAUGUUUCUCUCCUUGAAGUAAUUUUGUUUCUAGUAAGGGAAGGGAUGGUCUGUGUCUAAAGGCUGGUAGUCUGUAUGUUUACCCACCUAAAACAUGGUGUUCCUGAUACAGUUUUUUCCUUGAGUGUUUGUUUUAAGUAAUUAAAUGCAAAAAGUGUGUUUUGGUAAAUUAAGUUUGAGACAUGCAAAAUCCAAGAAAUGUACAGUUAUUCUUAACCCUUUAUCUUGAACCUGUGCUGUGGUGCCUUCGGUGUGACUUUUUCCCUGGAAGGAUGACUUGAGGAUAGCAGGAUAUGGGUACAAAUUUAUAUUUCUUGAAUUUCUCUGUGUCACAAUCUUAGCAUUAUUUAAAUCUAGUUCUUUGUAUUUGUAAAUGUAUUAAAAUGGUUUGAGUUUACCAAAGAGUGACUUAUCCAAAAUUGUCUCAGACAAAAGCAAACAAGAAAACAACAUCACGUUGAUUGUACAGGUUCAGGUUCAUUGUAACAGACUGUUAAGGGGCAGGAAAUGAUGCAUUUUUCUACGAGGCGUGGUUGAGCAGCGUGUGUCCCUCCCCGUUCUUGCCUCCAAGCCAUAGCCAGCUGUGCGGGCUCUGCGGGCAGCGGCACUGCCAGCGUGCCGUGUCACUCGGCGGGUGCCAGCAGCGGCACUGCCACACACACGACAUGGACUCCUGAUGGACUUGGCAUCAGCAGCCCGGGCCGCGGCUUCAGCAAAGGUGGAACUGCAGAGUCUCGUGUCUGUGCAGUUCUCAGCACAGAGCUGUUACGCGUUUCAUUUACAGUAAAUGCAAAAGUCAGUAGAAUAUGUGAAGAAAUAUUUGACAGCAAAAUAAGUAAUGAAAUUGUACAGGCUGGUUCAUAAUUGAGUCUCUUCUUAAUCUACCUUUUUAAUUCUAGGGAAAUGUGAAAACAGUGACAGUGUCCUUUCCUCUAGAUGCUUAACCUAUUCUGACAAACUGUGAAAAUAAAGGAUUUUAUACCUUUGCUAAUGUUUCUGGUUUAAAACUAUUCUUUUAGUUUUCUUUAUCACUUAUCUUCCAUAUUACUUCUUUUAAACUUGUAAAUACAUUUAGAAAAUAGCUUUGUAAAUACCUACAGUGUAUUAAAAGUUCCGUUUGGUCACCAAGGCCUCAAGAUUGGCUCUGCUUUUUGAGUGUGAAAUCUUUCUGUAGCAUAAAGGAUACUGUCAGUUCACUGUCAGCAGGGGAGACUGUCGGCCUAAAUUGAGAGUUUUAAUGCAGUCUUCCCCAGCAUAAAUUAAUGUUUUAUGCUGAAGCCUUUGGUUUACUUUAGACAAAACAAUGAGGCCUCUUAAUAUGUUUAGGCUGAAUUAUGGGAAGAACAACAGGAAUAAAAUCAAGGGCUGGGAAAAUAUUGAAUAAGCUUUACCUUUAAAUAUAUAUAUAUAUAUAUUAUUUUAAUUUUUGUAUUAGUUUACUGUGAUUCUUUUAUUGUCAUUUUUCUAAACAGGUUUUACAUGAAACCAUUGAAAGGGACUCAAAUAUGCAACACCUAAUCUAUUUUCCAAGGGAAUUUUACCCUUGAAUGGUGCUUUUUGACUGGUCAGGGUUAUUUAUUAAAUUUUAUAUUUGAAAGUAUUUGGGGAAUUAUGUAAAUUCUUUAUAUGAAUCUCUUUAUUUCAUGAAUUGUAAAUUUCAUAAUACUCAGUGAUCAAAUUGGAAGUUUAGUAAAGUCAUUCAAAAUGUUCAAACUUUAUAAUCUGUGUGCAUUUUACAUAUAUUUUAUCAAGUGCCAGAAUACUUGUAUUUAACGUUGUAGAUUUAAUACUACUUGCACAUCCCUGUGGCAGCAUUAACUUAAGUCACGCAAGUUUACACUUAAAAAAAAAAAAAAGCUAAACAAAUAAGUAAGCCUGGGACGUGUGUUCCUGUAUUUCUUCAGGGGAUGUGAAGCCACGCAUCACCGACUGAGCAGGUUUGCUCCCUGCUCCUGUAGCUCACUCCUGCUAUGGCAGACACAGAACUGCUGACUCCCAUUCCCACAGGCCAGGGAUUCAGCCUUUGAACUCGGCCUGAGAGCCUCUGCUUGUAGAUCUGGGCAGAGGUAGAGCUCUUGCACGAUUUUAACAGUGUUUGUUUCUGACUGAAAAUUUGUAUUUUUAAAUAAAUUUUAUUUGUAUGGUUAUUUUUCAAGAUAAAUAAUUGAACAGUUUGAAUGACUUGACUUGGUGUCAUUAUCUUGCAAUAUAAACCGGGAACCUCACACCUCCGCACUUCAUCGCCACGUGAAGUAAAUGAAGCUAGCUAAGCUGAUGCUGUAAGAUUGAGUAACUUGCCAUUAAGGAUUAUUUUACAGCAUGAACUUUAAAAUAUUUAUUCAAAUGAUAUUUUACUCUUGUAUUCACUUUGUUUUUAGAUUUGUGACAUGAAUAUUUCUGUGCUGCUUUAUUUUGUUCUGAUGAAUUUGUUUCUUGCUUGUAAAUUGCCUUUUUUAUGGUAUAAAGUCAAUCGGAAUUGCUGUUUGUAAAUUAAAAUGCUUCUAGAGCAAA